AUGAGAUUCGAAUUACCUGUGCUGCGAAGAUGCUGCUUUUGUUUACCCCUCAGAAGAGGUUUGCUUGCUUGGGGUUAUUUCAAAUUGCUCGCAAUCGUAGUGGAAGUAUAUUUCACGAUAACGGUGCUGUACCUGCUAUUUGUAGGGCUGGCGAUGUUCAUUGGUUUUCAUUUAAUACUUAUCACUUUACCGCUUAUUUUACUGACGUUGUUAUGCGUCGACUUCAUUUUCACUGUGAUAUUUUUGAUCGCCGCUCAUAAGAAAAAGCAUACGUUGAUGGAAGUUUAUUAUUAUUACCUAAUUAUUCUAGUUUCAAUCAUCAUCGUCUUGUCGGUACUCAUGUCUUCAUUGCUAUUAAGCGCCCGUACCAACAAUGUCGAACUUCAAACAACAAGAAUAGCUGUUGUAAUUAGUAGCUUCUUGUAUAUUUUUACACAUUGCUACUUCUUGGUCCUAGUUAGAAGCGCAAUAAAGAAAAUAAAAGAUCAAAACGUCACUCUGAGAUUCGUCAAUAACACAGGAGAAAUUGAAGUAUGCUAG
Bombyx mandarina (wild silkworm) is the source of this 540-nucleotide messenger RNA. RefSeq lists its product as uncharacterized. The record is from RefSeq and is a predicted model, not a curated record. Lineage: Eukaryota; Metazoa; Arthropoda; Insecta; Lepidoptera; Bombycidae.